Molecule: messenger RNA, 1819 nt
Organism: Tribolium madens (black flour beetle)
Lineage: Eukaryota; Metazoa; Arthropoda; Insecta; Coleoptera; Tenebrionidae
Gene: Tpc1
Product: mitochondrial thiamine pyrophosphate carrier
Exons: 3
Coding region: 322-1257 (311 amino acids)
Biological process (GO): thiamine pyrophosphate transmembrane transport
Cellular component (GO): mitochondrial inner membrane
Molecular function (GO): thiamine transmembrane transporter activity
Source: RefSeq, a predicted model, not a curated record
CAGGGUUUCCAACUGUGAUACCUGUCAGCUGUCACAAUUACAAAAUUAGAAUAAUUGAGUAACUCAAAAAAGGUAAUUUUUUACAUCUGAUUGCGUUCAUGUAAUUUAAACAUUUUCCGUCUUAAUUUUCAAUAUUUCAUACACUUAAAUCACGUAAAAACUUAAAUAUAAUUUGGGGUUACGCAACUGUCAAACUGACGUCUGUCACGGGUUAGAGGUUAUGUCACAGAAUAAAAAAUUAAAUAUUCACUCUCGUUUUUGUUUAAAUGAUAGAAYUAUCAGAAAAUAUUUCUGGGUCAAAUAGUCUUGGGGGCUGAUGCAAUGGUGGGUUUUAGUGAUUCUUCCCACAAACUCUCACAACUCGAUUUUGUAAUUGCUGGUGGAGGUUCAGGCUUUAUUACACGAAUGUUAUGUCAGCCUUUAGAUGUGUUAAAAAUUCGAUUUCAACUCCAAGUUGAACCGAUUUUAAAAAGUAACAUUUCAAAGUACCAGUCAGUGGUGCAUGCCACAAAUUUGAUUAUAAAGGAAGAAGGGGUGAAAGCACUCUGGAAAGGCCAUGUUCCUGCACAAUUACUAUCAAUAAGUUAUGGAGUUGCCCAGUUUUGGAGUUUUGAAGUAUUAACCAAGCAAGUUUCUACAUUUAAUUUAUCUCCAAGUUUUUCCCCUAUGAUUAAUUUCACAUGUGGGGCCCUUGCAGGUUGUUACGCCACUCUUGCGUCGUUUCCUUUCGAUGUAGUUAGGACCAGAUUAGUUGCUCAAAGUGAAAAUCAUAAAGUGUAUUCUGGCAUUUUACAAGCUUUUACAUCAAUAUUAAAAAACGAAGGUUUUUUUGUUUUGUAUAGAGGAAUUUGGCCAACUUUUAUACAAGUCGCCCCACAUGCAGGGGCACAAUUCAUGUGUUAUAAAUUAUUUGAUAGCAUUUAUAAAUAUCUAGUUAAUUCACAAAAUACAACGUUAACUAGUAGUUUAGUGUCGGGAAGUUUGGCAGGUUUAUUUGCAAAAACUGUGGUUUAUCCGUUCGAUUUAGCUAAAAAAAGAUUGCAAAUCCAGGGUUUCGAACAAGGGAGGGUCGAAUUUGGACAGUUUUUCAAGUGUAGAGGACUUAAUGAUUGUCUUAUUAGAAUUUACAAAGUUGAGGGCCUUUCUGGUUUGUUUAAAGGUCUCAGUCCCAGUCUCAUUAAGGCCGUUGUAACGACGGCUUUACAUUUUAGUAGUUAUGAAUUAAUUUGUAAAUCUUUGGCAAGGAGGAAAGAAUAAUAUACAAUGCUGUAGUGUGGUGUUUUGAGGCGAAAUAGGUGCAAAGUAUGUUAAAAACGUUAACAGUGAAUAAAAAUUUUAUUUACACUAAGAUUUAAGCGAAAAAAGUUAAUUUUUAUGUCACAUGUCGUAAUUUUUACCAUUGCAUACAUUUUUGAAGAUUAAUUGAAAAGUCUUGUUUAACAAAUGGAAAUUUAAAACAAAUUUUGAAGUAUCUUUUAUCUUUAUUGUUUUUUUUUGUAUUAUGUUGUAAUAUUUUUUUAAUUAUUGUUUUAGAAUAACAAAAAAUUAGCUUUUUAUCAUACCUGCUUUAUCAAUGAAUCCUGUGAUCGUUGUUUUGUGUUCACUCAUCACUAGUUACUCGUAUAAUUUAUUUUAUAGUGUGAUAUUAUUGUCUAGUACUUAAAUGAAUCUGUACCAAAAAAUUGAAGACUUGAGAAAAAUAUAGUAAAGUAUUUUCAAAGAUAAUUUAAUGUAUUAUUAAAAACUUACAACAACACAUUGGUGACGCUAUCUAACAUUUAUACAAAUUUACAAUAAAUACUGUUUAAAUUGUGGUUAA